AUGGCAUCCUGGGGCCUUCUCGACGACAAGGAGGAAACCGAGCUGCACAAGUCCCGGCUUCUCAACGUGGAAGAGAAACCAUUCAAACGUAUCACCAAGCGCCUCAACACCCUCCACUCCCUUACAAUCGCACGAGCUCGACAAGCGCCGACCCCACCCCCGGAAACAAACGGCACUCCCAGUCAGCAAUCACUCCAAGCCACCCCCAGCCAACAACAACAACAACAACAACGCGAUGGCACCCCAGCCCCAAGCGCCGACAGCGCGUCGACCGACCUCGCGCAGCUCAAGGAGGACGUGACGAUUGACUUCGCGGCCUUUGACAGCAGCAUCGCGCGGCUGCAGUUCCUACUGACGGCCAACGAGCGCGAGCGCGAGCGGUACGCGGCGGAGCGGGAGCGCAUCGUGGCGGCGUCGCAGUCGGUCCGGGACAACACGGCCCAGCUGCGGGUGCAGCUGGAGCAGGCGCGCGAGACGCUGGCGCAGCGGCGCGAGUUCGACGCGCUCGCUGACGCCAUCACCAGCAACGCGUCCCUGCGCCCGCGCGCCGAGCAGACCGCCAACCUGCGCAAGCUGCGCGACGAGAUUGCGGAGCUCGAGGCCGAGAGGGAGGCCUAUGGUGUUACCUGGCACGAGCGUAGGGAGCAGUUUGCCAGGAUCAUGGACGAGAGCAUGCGGCUGAGGAGGCUGAUUCGCGACGAGAAGGAGGAGGUCGAGAGGAGGGAGGGGAUGGAUGACGACGAGGCGGGGGGUACACCGCGGCCCUCGGGGAUGGGGAGUCGGGAGGGAUCGCCCAGACCCGAGGGCGGGUUGGCCCCGAAGAGUGGCGCUGAGAGUGAUGCUGUGGGUACACCCCGACCAGUGUCUGCUGGCGGCCGGACGCCGGCGAGAGAUAGCCCUGCGCCGGGUCUGGACAGUCAAUCGUUUCUGGCCAAGCGAGCGACAGCCACGGACGCGAGCUUUUCACAAGUUGGCAGUCAGAUGGGUAGCCGGAUGGGCAGUCGUGAGGGUUCUGUCGAGAGGGAAACCCAGGGCGAAGCCGAGGGGGGAGAGGAUGUUGAGAUGGGCGAGCCGGAGGAUGCGAAAGAUGCUGGAUCAGAACCUGAUAGUCCCCUGACUCCGCCUCCUGCCGAUGACACGCCGCAGAUCGUAGUCAACGGGGAGGGAGAGAGUAUGGACACAACGUAG
This is a messenger RNA of Chaetomium globosum CBS 148.51, 1188 nucleotides long. RefSeq lists its product as uncharacterized. The transcript has a single exon. Bases 1 to 1188 code for a protein of 395 amino acids. Lineage: Eukaryota; Fungi; Ascomycota; Sordariomycetes; Sordariales; Chaetomiaceae. Gene Ontology annotation, biological process: mRNA processing; mRNA export from nucleus. Gene Ontology annotation, cellular component: THO complex part of transcription export complex. The record is from RefSeq and is a predicted model, not a curated record.